Cinara cedri is the source of this 3247-nucleotide messenger RNA. The record is from the annotation of a GenBank genome assembly. NCBI's taxonomy places the organism in Eukaryota, Metazoa, Arthropoda, Insecta, Hemiptera, Aphididae.
GAAAUGGAAGAAAAUGAUGGUUUUGAUUUUUUUGAAGGAGUUCCUUAUGAAAAUUUAUGCUGUUUACAAGAAAAUAAAUUACGGUGUCACCGACAAGCAGGAAACGCUUCAUAUAGUAAAAGAAUACACAAAAUUGUUAUUGAACUGAAAUUACAUUUAGAUAAUGUUGUAUGUUUAGAAUUUGAGUUAUAUAUAUAUAUACUAUUUUUAAUGACAAAUAUUUGAUUAGGCCAAACAUAUCUGCAUUUGUGAUUACCACAAGAAUAUGAUUCAACGUGAAAUCAGAGACAGAAAUCAACGUAAGGCUACGGCAUUACAGGAAAAAGCACCUAAAGUGGAUUUUUCACAGCUGUCAAUCCGCACACUUAACCGUUAUAAAAAAUUUAGAAACAUAGAAACAAAACCGAGUACAAAGAAGUCUCAAAUGAUAGAGGUAAUUUUCUACUAAAAUAAUUAUAAUUUGUAGAAAACUAGUAAUAUUUAUAAAGUAUUUUUAAAUUGAUAUUAUGGAUUUUUAUAAAUAAUUAUAAUUUGUUCAUAAAAUAUUUACUUCUUUGUUAUCUCUCCACCACAUAUUCUUUUUAGUUAUGAUACACUCAACUCGGGUGUAAGCUCAUAUCAGACUAUUAAUAAAAUUAAAAAAAAAACUUGAUUUGUUAGAAAAACCCAUGUUGGUGGCGGAGUUAUAAGAAACAAAAACUCUUUAUUUUAAAUAAUUAUGUAUUUCAAAAUUUUCUUCAACAAUGAAAUUAAUUAAAUAAAUGAUAUUACUCAGAGCUUUGAUUCCAUUUAAAUUAUAUAAUAUUUUAUAUUUAUUUAGGUAUAUAUUUUUUAUUCCCUAAAAGGGUAUUAAAAAAACAUUUUUGUUAAAGUAAUUUAAUAUUAUAUUCAUAAUUUUUAGAUUCAGAAUAUAUCAAAAAAUCUGUUAGUUUUAUGAUUGAAUAUACAAUGGACCAAGGGUCAACAACUAGUUUCUACAUUCUGUGUUUAAAUUCACAUGGUCUAAAACAGGGGUGUCCAACCUUUUGUGAAUACUGGGCCACAUCAUGUAGGUAGAAGUUGUUGUGGGCCACAUACUUUUUUAAAUAAUAAUACAUUCUAAUUUAAUGAUUAAAUUAUAAUCUAUACUACAACAAUACAUUUUUUUUUAUAAUUUUACAUUAGCGAAUAAUAAGCAGAAAUAUUUUUACAAGUAUUGAUAUUUAAUAAUUUAAUUAUAAGUACACAGAAAAAUAUAUUUAUUUAUAAUAAAAAAAGUUUUUGUAACGGUUAGGGACUCAGAAGUAGCUUUUUUAAUAGUGAGUGGCUGAGAAGAAAGACAUGUUUUUAACUCUAAAAUUGUUUGUUUCCGAAAAAAACCUUGAUAGGAAUCCAUUUUGGUUGCAUGUNCCGCUGUCCACUUUUCGUUGAAUAUUCUUCCUUCAUCCGUUACUUUUCUUUUCUUAUUGGACGACAUUUCGCUAUUUGAUUAUUAGUUUAUUAUACAAAUCAAAUUAUUAGGUAUUUUAUUUUUUGAUAAAUGACACAGAAUAUUGGUAUCGGAGCCAAUAAAGAUAAAACACUAAUAAUGUUUAUCUUUAGGUCCGAUGCACAUGUCCGUAUGUAAUAUAAGAUAACAUAAGAUGCCGCAACGGUAAAAACACGGACGUUAUUUGAUGGUUUAUAUUUUUAAAAUAAAUUUGUUCUCGUAAUAUUAAUAUAUUAUAUAUAAUUAAUUCAUGGUUUUUAAAUUGAAGCAAGGGCCACAUCGAAAUCUACCGCGGGUUGGACACCCCUGGUCUAAAACAUUAAUAAUGCAGUUUUCAUUCACACAAUAACAAAUUAAAUUUUUUUUUUUUAAAUUAGUAUUUAUAAUUAUAUUUAUUUAUUUAUUAAAUAUUAUCUGUUUUAUAAUAAUAGUUUAAGUACAAGUUUAGACAAUUAUAACUGUUUUAAUUUUAAGACUGUAAGAUUUAAAUCAAAAAAUUAAUUUUCAUUUUAAAGGUGUUACUUAAUAUUUUUGAUGAAGUUAGUUUAACUGAUUGUUUUCAUUAAGUCGUUAUUUUUUAUAAAGUUCAUAAUUGAAAAAGAAAAUUGAAUACUAAUUUUAUACUCUGAAACUCUUUACCUCCAAACAUUCUUAUCUUAUUAUUUAUUAUUGGAUUUAUAUUUGACAUUACCACAUUAGUUUUUCUUGAUUUAUGAUUAAAGAAAUACAGAUUAUUCUAAACAGUUUCGUCAUAUAACUUUUUAGGUGGCAAUAAAAAUUGUAUAUGAUACAUUUCUUUACUUCACACACAAGGGUCCUUAAAAAAAGUGUCCAGGGUCUACCAGUUUGUGACCUCAGCAAUACACAAAUAGUUUAUGCAAAGUUAAUAUUUGACUACCCCCAUUGCACAUGAAUCAACUUGUAACAUUCUACAGAGCCUACAUCCUACAUUUUAUUGAGCAGUGGUACUUUAUUUGAACUUUAUUAAAAUUUAAAAUACUUUAAAAAUGUUUAUAUAAAUAUUAUAUAUAUUUAUAUGUUUUUCACGAAAGUGUUCCAAAUUUUGCAUGCAGUACUUUAAAAGAUGAAGAGUUUUCAAAUUUGACUUAACUUAAAAACCUUAGAUAUUAUAAACAGGCUUGUUACAUAUUUUUUCGGUUAAUAAAAAUACUCUAAAUUAUUCCAAUCAUAAUUUAUUUACAAAAAAUUGUUUAAUUCUCAAAAGUUUUCUAUACAAUUUAAAAACUGACAGCAAAUGUCAAUAGAUUCAUUUGAUUUUAGACGAAUUCUGGGUUAUUUUAACUAUAAGGGAAAAAAGACAACUGAUAAUAAUAGACUGAGAAUUAUUUUUUGAUUUUAGUAAUUUAUAGUUGCUUUCAGUGCUUUCUAUUAAUACACAUUUCUAAUAGAUAUGAAAAAAAAUGUUUCAGAUAAUCCAAAAAGAUUUUAAAACAAUACCAGUUCAUGAAAAAUCGGAUCUUGCAUUUUUCAUAUACAAAAUCAAGACAGGUAGUAAUCAAUUGGAUCAAGCAACUUCAAACGAUAAUUCAACUGAUUAAUUCCAACAAUGAUACAUCAUGGUGGUACAAAAUCAUUUACUUAUGAAAUUCAAUAUGAGUACCCUUUCAUUUUUUAAUCUUAGAAUCUUUUUUGGGUCAAUAGCAUACUUAGACUAAUUAGUUCAUCUCUGAUACAUUAUUUUUAGUAUAUUUCUUAAUGAAUGACAAAAAUCGGGAAAAUGUACAAAAUUUAUUAUUUUCAAAUCUUAAAUAUUAUGGC